CGGCGCGGGGGGGCUUCCAGCACUAGCGGUGCAUCAACGCAUCCAUCCGAGAUCCGAGAGGAGUUCUCCAGCAGCUGACUUUGAUCCCUCAAGCCGUCAGACUCUCGCAUUCACCCGCAGCCCAUCCAGGCUAUGAAUCCAGGGCGCUUAAUCGCCCUCCAAUCCUGCCACUCUCAGCUGGGAGCCCCACUCUUAUUUGGCUCAAGUCCACUCACCCCGACAUCCACCACCAGCGUCUGAGCAUCUCGGUAUUUCAACCCAUCUCCUCCCUCUUCAUGUCACUACCUCGCUAGCCCACUCCCACUCACAAUGCGCUUCCGGACACGCAUUGCUAAUGUUGCGCUACUUCACAAAAUCGUACGCUCCCUCGCCGCACUCGCCAAGGUCUGCGUCGUCCGCCUGAGUCCAGAGUCGGUGCACUUCAUCGUGCCAGGAAACGAGGGGCGUGAUGGUGUGCAGGUGUGGUCCCAAGUCAAAGUUCCUACGCUCUUCGACCACUUCCGCAUCGAGUCGAACAACAACAACGAGAUCUGGUUAGAAGUCAACCUCGACGCAUUUCUCAAAGUUCUCCGCAGCGCGGACACCUCUAGUGGGAUCGCCGACGGCGCGCGUGGUGGCAACGCCUCUUUGUCCGAUGCAGACGUCAUGGUCAAGCUCAACAAGCGCGACGGACGACCAGUGUGGACGUUUGAGAUCUCUGGACGAACGCCGCAGGGCAAUCCGAUCAACAUCGCGCACGAUAUUACUGUGCAUAUCAUCUCGUCAAGGCGGCAGAAGGAGCUCACUGAACCAUUGUGUCCGCCACCAGACAUCCAUCUUGUUUUGCCCAAUCUGUCAGAGCUCAAGACGAUUGUCUCACGGCUGGGUCAUCUCGCAGAGGACGUCACUCUGGCUGCCAAUCAUAAAGGGCAACUGGACCUCCGCGUGAAGACGAGCGGUGUGCACAUGAGCACAACCUGGAACAACCUCCGCAUUCCCACCACCACCGACUCCGAGAACGCGCCGCCGCCCCCGCCAGAACAAAUGUUCAGCACAACCAUCUCCAUCCGCGGCUUCCAGAAGUUCUUGACGAGCCACUACGUUAGUGGCGUUGCGAUUGCCUGCAUAUGCGAGGGACACUGCGUAAUUGCAUACGUCUACAUCGGAGAGAUUGACGAGGCUGGUGGCGUCUUGACGUUCUUCCUGCCUGCGAAGAACGUCGAUUAG
Cutaneotrichosporon oleaginosum is the source of this 1206-nucleotide messenger RNA. RefSeq lists its product as uncharacterized. Gene Ontology annotation, biological process: meiotic DNA integrity checkpoint signaling; nucleotide-excision repair; mitotic DNA replication checkpoint signaling. Gene Ontology annotation, cellular component: checkpoint clamp complex; site of double-strand break; nucleolus. The record is from RefSeq and is a predicted model, not a curated record. Lineage: Eukaryota; Fungi; Basidiomycota; Tremellomycetes; Trichosporonales; Trichosporonaceae.